This is a messenger RNA of Lingula anatina, 2141 nucleotides long. RefSeq lists its product as uncharacterized. NCBI's taxonomy places the organism in Eukaryota, Metazoa, Brachiopoda, Lingulata, Lingulida, Lingulidae. The record is from RefSeq and is a predicted model, not a curated record.
UUGUAAGCAGUGAAAAUAAAGGGGGUCAGGCUUUGGGCUGAAUUUGUUGAAGUUUGUUGAAAGAUUGUGCAGAAAAUGACUGAAUAUACCGACGAGCUCGAGAUGCAACACAAGCUGCUCGAGGAAUUCCAAUCAGUUACUUUAUCACAAGCGUACUACAAAAUUUGGUGUGCCUUAAGCGAAGGAAUGAAUGAAGGCAACAUAAAGUUUCACGGCCAAAACAUUGACAGUAAACUUUGGGACGUACUGAACCAAUCGGAAAUAUGUUCACCAGUACGCAUCAUGGAUUUCGGAGGAGGUGAUGGAGAAACAAUGGCGCCCAUCUACAGAAAACUGGACGUCCUUAAUAAGGAAAUGAUCAUCAGCGUGGAAGAACCACAUAAGGGUUCUCUGAGAGAGUACAUAAAGUUGAUUGAGAAUAUUGGCAAGGCUUCCAUUGAUAUAGCUUACCCCGGGCCUCUUAAAAACUACCUUGGACAUACUGUACAAUAUUUGAGGGCUUUGAAAGCCUAUCCACAACAGCUGCAGGACAGGGUGCUGGCAGUCCACGUCCUAUAUCAUCUGACAAGUAUCUUCGAUGAGCCCUUUGUUCCAUACGAGAAUAUGAAGCAAUCCAUCUCAGCAAUGUAUGCCAUUCUUAAACCCGGAGGGCAGAUGGUUAUAGUGUUAGAUAAAAACGAAGAUGAUUUACUUGGAGCCGCGUCUCUGAAGUGUUCCGAGGUUCUUUUUCCACAUAAGUUGAAAAACCACAAGUUGCUAUUUGAAGUCUGGCAUGAUCUUCUUUUCACUGGUGGUAUUGCUGACGUAUUAAAUGCGUCAUUCCCGAUGUUUAAGGCUACAAUCCAGCUUGAGGAAGUAGUCCGCCAAGUUUUUUUGCCGACACUUGCAGAGGUUGGAACUGCUGUCUCUAUAGGGUGUCUUAUCGGGCUAUGUGAUGGACAGUCGCCAUUCGAUCAACGUAUUCUCCAAUCCUGCAUGGAUUACGUGAAGACUGACGGAUACAAGCAUGGCCUGUACCAUGAUAGUGGGGGAAUGUGGUGCUUUCCUCUGAAAAACCAUUAUAUUGCUAUCAAGAAAGUCGUAAAUACGUAAUUUGAUAAUAAUUUAUGUUUAUAAAAACAUACAUAUACAUGCCUGAUAUUUGGAGGAAUAAGAUUAUACAGCAAUACGGAAGACAGAAACUGAACUGCAGAUGUAAAUGUAUUUGAUGCGGUAAACUAUAUUCACUUUAUUUAGCCGUUUUAUUACCCAACAAAAAUAGGCACACCUACCGGUACCUGUACUUUGCGAUAUUAAUGUUUAUAUUACAUAUAUAUUCAGUUUCAUGUAAAAAAACUCACGCCUUGACUGAAAAAGAUAAAACAAUAUAAAAAAGAAUGGAGGUGACAUGCUCAAAGAGGGCAGACUUUAUUCCAUUAUUCCAAGCAACCCACAGAAGAGCAGCUUUAACGCAGAAUCUAGCUGGCAUUUGACCUAACAAAAAGCUGAUAAUUUACCGAAAUCCAGAGCACGUUUUGUCACCAUGUUUAAUUGGCAAAAAUUGUUUCUACUGCAUACCUUAUGAUACCAGUAGAUUGCAAUGUGAAAUUAGUGUACUGACAUCUGCAUAAUCGAACAGCCUAUCUUAACAUUACAUCUACAGUACUUGGGAGGCAAUUAUUAAAUUUAUUUAACACUAAUGUCUAUGAAUGUCUCUAACAUUUGGUAGCAAAGUUAUGCAUAUCUUGAAAACUGUCUUUGUGUGCUUAUCAUCCCCAUUUUGGCCACAUACAUUCUAGCUAACCAGGAAGCUUUGAUUCUCAUUAUCAUUUCGAUGUCACUGACCUCUGGGUCAUCAUAGUAUGUGUGAGCGCCUUAAAAUGACAUCAUCCGGUCCCGAUUUCAACAAGGCUGGAUAGGCUAUCCUAUGGAUAACACUAUCCAUGGUAUAAAUCUCUUAUCCUCUGGAUUGUUAUCCUCUGUAUAAAUCUGUGUCUCACAAAGGCUGGAUAAACAGCAUGAUAGUUAUCCAGUGGAUAAAACAUUUAUCCAAUACCAUAUUUGGAAAAAUACAUUCCCAGUUGGUUGCUAUAAACAUUGUAAAAGCCAUGAUAAUUGCUAACAAAAGAAGUGAUCUAUACCAUAUUUGGAAAAUAUAUUUG